AUGUCACCCGAUGUGAGGAGAGCAUCCCUCGGCUUGCACCUUGAAGGAUUUGGCUCAUCGGCAGAGGAGAGGGCAGCGGUCCAGCUCCCUCCGACCGUGGAACAUGGCUUCCCCAACCAGCCGAGCUCGCUUGCCUUUGACCCUGUACUGCGGAUCAUGGCGAUCGGUGCCAAAUCUGGAGCCGUUAAAAUAUAUGGGGCCCCCGGAGUGGAGUUUACAGGUUUGCACAAGGACAUGGCCACUGUGACCCAGCUGCACUUCUUACCAGGACAGGGUCGUCUCCUGUCCCUGCUGGAUGAUAACACUCUCCACCUAUGGGAGCUGCAGCAGAAAGAUGGCUGCUCCCAACUCGAGGAAACCAGGAGCUUCAUCCUACCAGGCCGGCAAGGGUUCGACUGCGCUAACUCUCCUCCGAGCGUCACCCGAGUCACGGUGAUUUUGGGGACGGCUUCCUGUGACGUGGUUGGCCUGGGAACAGAAGGAGGAGGGGUUUAUUUUGUGCAGAUCCCAAGUUUGAAACUGUUGGAGGACCAGACUUUGCUGCAAGAGGAGAUUGUACAGAGCUGGGUGGGGGGGGUGGGACCAGACCAUACAGAGGAGCCGGGGAAGAUCCUGGUUGGCUACAGCAGGGGGCUGGUAGUUCUGUGGGAUCGGGAUUCCAGGAAGGUGGAGCAUCUCUUCUUGGGGAACCAGCAAUUGGAGAGUUUGUAUUGGGAGAGCAGCGGGACGUUGUUUGUCAGCUCUCACAGCGACGGAGGGUACAUGGUGUGGGCUGUCGGCAAUAAUUCCUCCUCCACGUCCCAGCCGAUCACCUCCACUAUUCCGUAUGGUCCGUUCCCGUGCAAAGCGGUCAACAAAGUUCAGUAUCUAUCCAGCGGCUCUGGGAACCACUUCAUCAUCUUCAGCGGGGGAAUGCCUCGAGCCAGCUACGGGGACCGGCACUGUGUCACCAUCAUGCAAGGGAAGAGCCUGGUCACCCUAGACUUCACCUCUCGGGUCAUAGACUUUUUCACCGUAUGUCCCCUCAAGAGUGCUGAUGAUCUGGACAACCCCACAGCUCUGGUCGUCCUGGUGGAGGAAGAAUUGGUAGUAAUUGACCUCGAGAGCCCCAGCUGGCCGACCAUCCACUCGCCCUACCUGGCCCCUCUCCAUUCAUCUGCCAUCACCUGCUCCUACCACAUCUCCAACGUCACUCUGAAGCUGUGGGAACGGAUCAUUCUGGCCGGCGAGCAGCAGAACCCACAGAUGUCUUCUGCGAACUGGCCGAUAGAUGGUGGUAAAAGUUUUGCAGAGGAGCCGUUACAAAGAGGCCUUUUGCUGACCGGCCACGAAGAUGGUACCGUCCGGUUCUGGGAUGCCUCUGGGGUCGCCUUGCGGCCUCUUUACCGACUGUCGACCGCUGGUAUCUUUCAAACUGACUGUGACCACAAUGAAAGCAUGCAUCAAAGCUGUGAAGAUGAUUGGCCGCCUUUCCGCAAGGUUGGUUGUUUCGACCCUUAUAGCGAUGACCCUCGGCUGGGCAUCCAAAAAAUCGCCCUCUGCAAGUACAGUGGCAAGAUGAUAGUGGCAGGAACUGCUGGACAGGUGCUGGUGAUGGAUCUGAGUGACGAGAAAUCUGACCAUAUGAUCAGCGUGGCGACCGUUGACCUCUUACAAGAUCGGGAAGGUUUCACGUGGAAGGGCCACGACAGACUGAUCCCGAGGAACGGCUCCCUGUUCUUCCCGCCAGGUUUCCAGACCACCUUGCUGGUGCAGUGUAUGCCCCCUGCCGCCGUCACAGCCGUCGCCUUACACUCCGAGUGGAAUUUGGUGGCUUGCGGCACCAGUCAUGGCUUCGGGGUCUUUGACUAUCAUAAGAGGAGCCCGGUUCUGGCCAGGUGCACCCUUCACCCCAACGAUUCCCUGGCCAUGGAGGGUCCCCUGUCCCGGGUGAAAUCUCUGAAGAAGUCUCUCCGCCAGUCUUUCAGGCGAAUCAGAAAGAGCCGGGUGUCUGGGAAGAAAAGGCCGAACACAGCGAGCCCCAAUAGCCGGCUACAAGAGGCCAAUGCCCAUCUGGCCGAGCAGGUUGGCCCACAUGACCUGGAGAUGACCCCGGUGCAGAGGAGAAUUGAGCCACGGUCUGCCGACGAUUCGCUGUCUGGUGUUGUGCGCUGCCUGUACUUCGCUGACACGUUUUUACGGGAUGCUGGCCACCACGGGCCCACCAUGUGGGCCGGCACAAACUCUGGCUCUGUCUUCGCCUAUGCCUUGGAAGUCCCUUCGCGGGAGAAGUUCUCGGAACGCUCGACAGAGGCCGUGCUGGGCAAAGAAAUUCAGCUUAUGCAUCGGGCCCCUGUGGUCUCUAUAGCGGUCCUGGACGGACGGGGCAACCCUCUCCCAGAACCCUUUGAGGUGUCACGUGACCUGGCUAAAGCACCCGACAUGCAGGGAACACACUCUGUGCUGAUUGCUUCGGAGGAGCAGUUUAAGGUUUUUGCUUUGCCCAAGGUUGGUGCCAAAACCAAAUUCAAGCUGACCGCCCACGAAGGCUGCCGAGUGAGGAAAGUGGCACUUGUGAACUUCACCAGCACCGCAUCUGAUGAUUACUCAGAAAACUGCCUGGCGUGCCUUACCAACCUGGGGGACAUCCAUGUGUUCAGUGUUCCCGGACUGCGACCGCAGGUGCGCUACGACUGCAUUCGCAAGGAGGACAUCAGCGGCAUUGCAUCAUGUGUGUUCACCAAGUAUGGACAAGGGUUUUAUCUCAUCUCCCCCUCAGAAUUUGAACGGUUCUCCCUCAGUGCCAAGAACAUAACCGAGCCGCUGUGUCUGGUGGAGUUCGAUAGGCCCCAUGAUCCUGCGUAUCUCAGCAAUAAAGACACUUCAGCCAAAACCAACCAAGCCAACGGCACCCACAUCCCCCGAGAGUGUGACGGCACCCAGCUGCUGCCUGACGGAAAUACAUGUGAGCACACAGCGGCCUUUUCACCCAACGCCCUGGACUCUCCUCUCAACAGUACGGACACUACGCUGGACACAACCGGGGACAUCACAGUGGAGGACGUCCGGGACAUGCUGGGAUCAAAUGAAGAAUCCGAGAAAAAUAUGAAGAAUUCGGCAGACGAGCCUCGAUUGCCUGAGAUCCUGAUCAAAUAGGGCUUGGCCUCGGUGGAGCCUCUGUUCACAUUUCUUUUCACAUGACUGUUUCUGAGCGAUGCCAUAAAUAAACUACAAAACUCAUUCCUGCCACCGAAGAAUAUGAGGCGACUGAUGAUCCAUUCACAUCUGGCUCCCCUAGUAUUCAGCACAUUGACGACAACCAACAAAGAAGCCUUCACAUC
Molecule: messenger RNA, 3320 nt
Organism: Nanorana parkeri
Lineage: Eukaryota; Metazoa; Chordata; Amphibia; Anura; Dicroglossidae
Gene: LLGL1
Product: LLGL1, scribble cell polarity complex component
Exons: 24
Coding region: 1-3135 (1044 amino acids)
Biological process (GO): regulation of Notch signaling pathway; establishment of spindle orientation; regulation of protein secretion
Cellular component (GO): plasma membrane; cytoplasm; cortical actin cytoskeleton
Molecular function (GO): myosin II binding; GTPase activator activity
Source: RefSeq, a predicted model, not a curated record